Messenger RNA from Anguilla rostrata (American eel), 1028 nucleotides. It is a transcript of the gene gig2o, whose product is annotated as grass carp reovirus (GCRV)-induced gene 2o. Gene Ontology annotation, molecular function: NAD+ poly-ADP-ribosyltransferase activity. Bases 198 to 824 code for a protein of 208 amino acids. NCBI's taxonomy places the organism in Eukaryota, Metazoa, Chordata, Actinopteri, Anguilliformes, Anguillidae. The transcript has 2 exons. The record is from RefSeq and is a predicted model, not a curated record. Gene Ontology annotation, cellular component: cytoplasm.
GCGCAUGCGUAUUGUGCGUGUUGCCAGGGCGGACGGGGCUGUAAACGGGCUCAUUGCUGCGAACGUGUGAUCUGUUCGGCUCCUAACUUAAAAGGGAAUAUUGAUCGUAAGAGGCAUUUAAAGAGGUUCUAAGCGUUAGAGGCUUUCUGGAAACCCGUCGUGGUUCUACUUACCAAGGUUUCUCAUUAAAACUGAAGAUGCCAGUCACUUUUUCAGGGUGGCAAGUGGUGGAAGGCAGAAAGCCACUGCAUGGGGGUGAGGAGCCUAUGGGGGGGCAUGUCUACACCAUGUACCAUGGCACGCACAUCAAAAAUGCCACAACUAUCAUCACCCAGGGCUUCCAGCGCUCCCAAGAUGGUCUCCUGGGGGCAGGUGUAUACAUUAGUCGAAACAAAGAUAAAGCCAAGUGCUACCCUCUGAAGGUGGAUAAGAAAGAUAAGGUGGUCUUUAAGCUGCGGGUGAAUGUGGGCAAAGUGAAGAAGAUUGACUGCGACAACCACCCUCUACAGAAAUCCUGGCACCAGAAUGGCUAUGACUGCGCCUGGGUUCCCCCAAAGAGCAACAUCAGCAGCAUCAAAUCCGGCAGAGAAGAGGACUGUGUGUGGGACCCCAACAACAUCAAGAUUGUGGACGUGGCUUGCUGUAUGGACCGGGCCAAAUGCAAGGACCUCCGCAAGCUGAUAAAGUCCCAGAGGAUGUCAGGAGAAGAGUGCACCUACUGCCUUCAAGACAUGGGCACUGGUCCACAUCCGAUCCAAAACUGCUGGCAGUGCAACAAGUCAAUCUGCCCCUUCCAACGGAAACAUUUCUGCGAACAAAAUUGAGACUUUCCACACUGGAAAAGCCAGUGGCAAAUGGGAAUGGUUUGCACCAUACAUUUUAUCAAUUAAAUUUAUCCCACAGAAAUCAUAAAGACUGACAUAUAAUCACACUGCAUUCUGAAAUAUUGAACUGUUGUAGGCCUACUCCUAGAUGAUUAAACCUGCAUUGGGAAAUUAAGUCUUCAGAAAUAAAGAUAAUGAUAAUAA